Molecule: messenger RNA, 1242 nt
Organism: Onychomys torridus (southern grasshopper mouse)
Lineage: Eukaryota; Metazoa; Chordata; Mammalia; Rodentia; Cricetidae
Gene: Adat2
Product: adenosine deaminase tRNA specific 2
Exons: 6
Coding region: 52-627 (191 amino acids)
Biological process (GO): tRNA wobble adenosine to inosine editing
Cellular component (GO): nucleus; cytoplasm
Molecular function (GO): tRNA-specific adenosine-34 deaminase activity; zinc ion binding
Source: RefSeq, a predicted model, not a curated record
GCUGCCCACUCUCCUCCCGCGCCCUGGCCUGGGUCUCUGAGUGACGGCGGUAUGGAGGAGAGGGUGGACUCCGCCGCCGCUACAGACGGCUCGUGCGUGGUGUCGGCACAGGAGACCGAAAAGUGGAUGGAGGAGGCGAUGCGAAUGGCCAAAGAAGCCCUUGAAAACACUGAAGUUCCUGUUGGCUGCCUCAUGGUCUACAACAAUGAAGUUGUGGGGAAGGGAAGAAAUGAGGUGAAUCAAACCAAAAACGCUACUCGGCAUGCUGAAAUGGUGGCCAUCGAUCAGGUCCUAGACUGGUGCCAUCAACACAGCCAUAGUCCUGCCCAAGUGUUUGAACAUACCGUGCUGUACGUCACCGUGGAGCCGUGUAUCAUGUGUGCAGCUGCUCUCCGCCUCAUGAAAAUCCCGCUGGUUGUCUAUGGCUGCCAGAAUGAACGGUUUGGUGGUUGUGGUUCCGUCCUAAACAUUGCCUCUGCUGACCUACCCAAUACCGGGAGACCGUUUCAGUGCAUCCCUGGAUAUCGUGCUGAAGAAGCCGUGGAGCUCCUAAAGACCUUCUACAAGCAAGAAAACCCAAAUGCACCCAAAUCAAAAGUUCGGAAAAAGGAUUGUCAAAAAUCCUGAUGUUCGGAUGAAAGACCGGUGCCCUUUGGAGACCUGGAUAGAACUCCCGACUGAGAGCCAUGGGCAUUGCUGGUCAUGUUUAUAUGUUGUUGUUACCGUGUGGGAGGAAAAUGGUGUCUCUUGUCAUGUCUUUUGCUCUGUUAAGGGACCCAGUGAGCCCUUUUUAAAGCCCGACAGAUGUAAACAGCGAUUAGCUCUCCCCAAGCUGAGGAGAGUGUUUGGAACGGGAAGAAUUAAGGUUUGAAGUCACAGACAUCAGCAAGCUAGUGCCCGACCUUCAGCCACAGGGAGCUCUUGGUGGCCUGGGGAGAUGGCUGAGGAAUAAAGUGCUUGCCGCACAAGCAAGAGGCCUCCAUCCCUAGCACCCAUAAAUGCCACGUGGGCCAGGUGGCCUGCCUGUAAUUCCAGUGCUUAGUAGGCAGAGUUGGGCUUCCGAGAUCCCAAAACAGGCUAACUAGUUAGGUUAGCCCUUAUUGGUGGGCUCUGUGCUCAACUGCCUCAAUGAGUAAAGUGAAGAGUGAUCUAGGGGGACCCCCCAAGGUUCAACCUUAGACCUCACACAUGCAUCCCCCCCCCCCAAACACAAGUGCACACAUAAGAUACAAAUACAUACAU